Gryllus bimaculatus (two-spotted cricket) is the source of this 1023-nucleotide messenger RNA. NCBI's taxonomy places the organism in Eukaryota, Metazoa, Arthropoda, Insecta, Orthoptera, Gryllidae. The record is from the annotation of a GenBank genome assembly.
AUGGACACUUCUAUGAUAUAUGAGGCUGUGCCACUUUUGCACUUUUCGAUGGCGAUCCGAUGUCAACAGUUGGUUCUGUUAUGUGUGUGCAUAUGCUGUUUGUUAUGGCUGGAAACAACAGAAGGUGCACGAGGUGGAGGAGGUGGCAGAGGAGGGGGUAAAGGCAGAGGAGGGGGCAAACGAGGGUAUGGAUCUAGAAUGCCUGUUCUCAUUCGACACAACCCAGCAAGUGCUAAUUACUAUGACCACAAAGAUGGUGCUCGAAUUGUGAAAUGUUCCCAUUUUGAACUUGAUUACAUGCUAGGAAGAAAAAUUACAUUCUUCUGCAUGGCACAAGGUUUACCAAGACCUCAAAUAACUUGGUUUAAAGAUGGAAUAGAACUUUUUGCACAUAAAUAUUUUCAGGUUCACGAGUGGCCCAUUGGCAAUGAUACAAUGAAAUCUAAAAUGGAAAUUGAUCCAACAACACAAAAAGAUGCUGGUUACUAUGAGUGUCAAGCAGAUAAUCAGUAUGCAAUUGAUCGAAGAGUUAUGAUAGUUUGGAAGCAAUUACUUGCACUAGUGUUUGUUCUGCUUGUGUGUGAUGGUCCAAAAGGAGUAAUGGGAAGAAGAGGUCGAGCCCGUGGCAGAACAAAAAGUAAAUUUCAGAUAGGGUUGCCAGUUACAGGGCAAUACAGAGACCCUGAGUCUGACAAAUACUACAACAAUAACAAUGGAGCAAAAAUAUUAGAAGCAUCCCAUUUUGACUAUGAAUAUAUGUUGGGUCAUAAGAUUGUGUUCCUGUGUUUGGCAAAAGGUUCACCUCGUCCUUCUAUAACAUGGUUUAAGGAUGGAAUUGAAUUAUAUGCACACUCAUAUCUUCAUAUUCAUGAAUGGGUGAUCAAUGAUGACAAAAUUAAAUCAAAACUGGAAAUUGAUCCAGCCACACAAAUGGAUGCUGGGCUUUAUGAGUGUUCUGCUGAUAACAUGUACUCGAUUGAUCGACGCAGCUUUAAAACAGAUUUCAGUAUAGCUUUCGACUAA